AUGAUGAUCUUUCUUUUCCUCCUCUUCUCCUGCAUCACUUUCCACCUAUACAAACUCAUAUUCCAAAACAGAUCGUGCUGCUACUUGCUCCACUAUGAGUGCUACAAGGCCACCGAUGACAGGAAGGUCGAUGCAGAAACCUGUGCCAAGAUCGUAAUGAGGAACAAGAACCUUGGACCGCAAGAACAAAGGUUAAUCCUCCAAACCAUGGUCAGGUCUGGCCUCGGCGAUGAAACGUACUGCCCAAGGAACAUCCUCGAGGGCAGGGAAGCUGCUCCAACACUCUCCGACUCCCUCUCCGAGAUCGAUGACAUCACCUUCGACACCUUGGAUGCCCUUUUUGCCAAAACCAAAAUCUCCCCAACUGACAUUGACAUCCUAGUGGUCAAUGUCUCUCUGUUUUCCCCUGCACCUUCUCUGACUUCCAGGGUUGUCAACACGUACAAGAUGAGAGAAGGCAUCAAGACGUUCAACAUUUCUGGGAUGGGGUGCAGUGCAACCAUUGUGGCCAUCGACUUGGUGCAGCAGCUGUUCAAGACCCACAACAAGGCUCUAGCCAUCGUGGUGAGCACAGAGUCACUCGGACCAAACUGGUACUGUGGGAAGGAGAGUUCCAUGCUUGUGGCCAGCUGCCUGUGCCGCUCCGGUGGGUGUUCAAUGCUGCUCACCAACAAUGGGAGCUUCAAGGGGAAAUCAGUGAUGAAACUGAACCAAUUGGUCAGAACCCAUUUGGGAGCAGAUGAUGAUGCUUACAACUGCUGCAUCAAAACGGAAGAUAAGCUUGGACAUCAAGGCUUCCUCCUCACCAAGGGACUCUCUAGAGCUACUUCCAUAGCCUUCACAUUGAACCUCAAGGUUCUGGUCCCCAAGAUACUCCCAGGGAAGGAUCUCCUGCUCUAUGUCUUCCACUCUUAUAGUCGAAAUAGGGCGAAAGACAGUACGGUUGCUAUUCCUUCAUCGAUUGAAGAAGCGGGAGGAGGGAUUAGCCUGAAGGCAGGAAUUGAACACUUCUGCAUACACCCUGGUGUGAGGGCACUGAUUGAUGGGGUUGGGAAGAGCUUGGGGCUGGAUGACUAUGAUCUGGAGCCGUCUCGAAUGGCAUUGCACCGAUUUGGGAACACAGCGGCUGCUGGGGUUUGGUAUGUGUUGGGUUACAUGGAGGCCAAGAAGAGGCUGAAGAGAGGUGACAGGAUACUGAUGAUUGGGUAUGGUGCAGGUUUCAAGUGCAACAGCUGUGUGUGGGAGGUGACUAGGGAUUUGACAGGUGGGAAUGUUUGGGAAGACUGCAUUGAUUCAUACCCUCUUCCUAAAGUCAAUGUGAGCCCUUUCCUGGGAAUGUUUGGUUAA
Molecule: messenger RNA, 1347 nt
Organism: Linum tenue
Lineage: Eukaryota; Viridiplantae; Streptophyta; Magnoliopsida; Malpighiales; Linaceae
Source: the annotation of a GenBank genome assembly